UGUCAAAGAUGGCGUGAGCGGUUGGAGUGGUGUUGUUGGAGGAGUCGGUUCGGUUCGGAGCCUUACCUGGAGAUUUCCAGCAUCUGCCGCCUCUCUUGUGACUCUACUGACCUGGCCAGCCGAUCUCUGUCAAUUGGAGGAAAAGCAAGUUCUGCGACGACACGUCAAAAUUUUGCAGGAUAAACUUCUAACAAUGACAAACAAGACACUUAUUGUAUCUGCUCCUGGGAAGGUUAUUUUACAUGGAGAGCAUGCUGUGGUCCAUGGAAAGGUGGCUCUUGCAGUCAGUCUAAACUUAAAAACAUAUCUCCGGAUUCAACCACGUUCCGAUCAAAAAGUACAGUUAUACUUGCCAAAUAUCGGCGCCCAUCUUAGUUGGAAAACUACGAACCUGCGGUUUCUGCUGACAGCAAUUGAUGCUGAUGUCCAGAAUCCAAAGGCUGCGAGCCAAGAACUAGUGGAACAACUGAGACAGAAUGCAGGAAUUUCAGAAGGCUAUACAGACACAAUGAGCCUCAGCAUCCUCUGUUUCCUUUACUUAUAUGGUGCUAUCUCCACCAGCAAUAGUCAGUUGCCAAGUGUGGACAUUGUAGUUUGGUCUGAAAUUCCAAUAGGAGCUGGCCUGGGAUCCAGUGCUGCAUAUUGUGUGUGUCUUGCAGCUGCUCUUCUCACUGCCAGUGGGGCCAUAACUUGUCCAGAUCUGCAAGAGAAAGACAUUGCCAAAUGGAAUGACGCUGAACUGGAACUGAUUAACAAAUGGGCUUUUCAGGGAGAGAAGCUAAUACAUGGGAACCCAUCUGGUGUGGAUAAUGCUGUAGGAACAUGGGGAGGAGUGUUGAGAUAUCAUGCAGGUAAAAUUAUCCCUUUGUCCAGAGUGCCCACUCUACGGAUACUGCUUACUAACACAAAAGUCUCAAGAAGCACCAAAGUAUUAGUAGCUAGAGUGAAGGACAAACUUAAUAAGUUACCAAGCGUAAUAAAACCUGUGCUGGACUCAAUAGAUGCUAUUUCAUGCGAAUGUGAAUGCAUUUUGGCUGCUAUUGCAUCUGGCAGUGAUAUAAAUGAACACUACACAAUCCUGGAGGAACUUAUUGACAUUAACCAGCAUCACCUGAAUGCCAUUGGAGUGGGUCAUUCCUCAUUGGACAGGUUAUGUCAGGUAACUGCAGCAUAUGGUCUGCACAGCAAAUUGACUGGCGCAGGAGGUGGCGGAUGUGGCUUAACACUGCUCAGACCAGAUACGAGUCCUUCUGUGGUAGAAGCUUCCAAACGGGCUUUAAAAGACUUUGGGUACGAUUGCUGGGAGACAAAUAUUGGUGGAUCUGGUGUGUCCUUGCAGUCACCAUCGUCCUUGCAGAAGGACAUAUUUCAGCUUUUAUGUGAUGUGAAGAAUUGCCAGUGAAGAACUUUAGAAACAUAUUGUUAUUAUGCUGAUCAUUUGCACAUAUUGUAUCUUGCUUAUUUUACAGAUUCUGUCAGUGUGCAUUAGAUUUGAUCACCUCAUUUUUAACUUAAUUUCCAUUCAUUUUUCAAUAAUCCUUCUCCUUGUCUCCUGCUUAGUUGCAUUAAAGGAACAUUUAGCUCACAAAAUUUUUUUGGUUUUUCAUUUGCACCUGUAAUUGUGAUCAUUCAGAAGUAUUUUCAUUGAAAAGGGCUGCUUAUUUCCAGUUUUGGUGCCUGAUUGAAGCUUAGUACCUAUAAAUAAAUGUUUGGAAAGUGAAGGUGUUCAUCAAUCCAGAUGGGAGAGACUAUUCUUGGUACUGAACUUGGCUGGAAAAUGCUGCAGUGAAGGGGGAUGGUUCACCAGUUGUGUUUUACAAUAGCUAGUUUUUUAAUUCAAACAAAUUAUGUUAUUAGUGGUUUUUCUGUUAUAAACAAUGCACUUUGUUUAACUUUCUGGAGGAUCAUAAUGAGAAUUUACUGAAAAAAGCUGAUUAAAUUUACCUGGAUCAGA
This is a messenger RNA of Pristis pectinata (smalltooth sawfish), 1954 nucleotides long. It is a transcript of the gene mvk, whose product is annotated as mevalonate kinase. Gene Ontology annotation, molecular function: ATP binding; mevalonate kinase activity. The record is from RefSeq and is a predicted model, not a curated record. The transcript is spliced from 12 exons. The coding region runs from base 194 to 1402 and encodes 402 amino acids. NCBI's taxonomy places the organism in Eukaryota, Metazoa, Chordata, Chondrichthyes, Rhinopristiformes, Pristidae. Gene Ontology annotation, biological process: cholesterol biosynthetic process; isoprenoid biosynthetic process. Gene Ontology annotation, cellular component: cytoplasm.